This is a messenger RNA of Paramuricea clavata, 903 nucleotides long. Lineage: Eukaryota; Metazoa; Cnidaria; Anthozoa; Malacalcyonacea; Plexauridae. The record is from the annotation of a GenBank genome assembly.
AUGGAUGAGCUCAGCUCAGUUGCGGAAAUUAAUGAUCCUGACCUUAUAUGUAUUUCUGAGACCUGGCUAGAUCUCAGCAUAUACGAUGGAGUUAUAUCUAUUGGAUCUAACUAUACUCCGUACCGAAAAGAUAGAGGAACACCUGGCGGCGGUUUAAUUACUUAUGUUAAAACUGCAAUACCUUCUAGCCGCUUGUUUGACAUGGAAGAGGAAGGCAAAGAGGCUCUGUGGCUAUUGUUGAAACCACAAAGACUUCCAAGGCCUUUCAGUUGCAUUGUUAUGGUUGCAGUUUAUUAUCCCCCAGGUCAAGCGGCUAUAAAUGAGAUAACUAUGAUUGAUUACCUUAUUAAUGGAAUCGACUUUAUUCUACAAAGCUAUCCCUCUGCUGGAAUUAUAAUCGCUGGAGACUUUAACAAAAUGAAAUUAGGAACAUUAUGUAAUUGUUUUGAUUUGAGGAAAAUUGUUAAGAAACCAACUCGCCAGAACAAUACUUUAGAUCAGAUAAUGACUAAUAUGUCGCCACUGUUUCAAGAAGUGCAACAUCUUCCUCCCUUAGGUCGAUCGGAUCACCAAUGCCUCCUUUUGAAUCCAAAACAUCGGACGAGUACACGCCCAAUAACUAAAACAUUUCGAUCGAUGAAACGUUCAAACUUAAUAGCUCUCGAGCUAAGACUAAGCAGAACUGUCUGGGAUGCAGUAUACGAAGCAGAAGACGUAGAUGACAAAGUCUCAAUUUUCAAUGGAGUUAUUAGUCAAGCUCUAGACGGAUGUAUGCCUCUGAAAUCCAUACGCCUACAUCCCACGGAUAAACCUUGGAUGACUCCGAACAUUAAAGCAAAGAUUAAGCUUAGACAACGGGCUUUUACUCGUGGCAACAUGUCCCAGUAUAAAGUGUACAAGUAG